Molecule: messenger RNA, 153 nt
Organism: Dovyalis caffra
Lineage: Eukaryota; Viridiplantae; Streptophyta; Magnoliopsida; Malpighiales; Salicaceae
Source: the annotation of a GenBank genome assembly
AUGGGAGUCGAAUUUGAUGGACCAUCUCGAGCUGAGAUUAUCAUGGUCGAAGAAGAAAACAAUGCCGAGACCAAUUUUCAAAAGGUUGAAAUGAUUGCAAAUCUAUUCAAGCAUGUUUCUAAUACCACUAAGGAUCGGGGCAUUAUCGAGUGA